Gavialis gangeticus (Gharial) is the source of this 2224-nucleotide messenger RNA. It is a transcript of the gene CDKAL1, whose product is annotated as CDK5 regulatory subunit associated protein 1 like 1. The transcript has 16 exons. The record is from RefSeq and is a predicted model, not a curated record. Gene Ontology annotation, biological process: tRNA methylthiolation. NCBI's taxonomy places the organism in Eukaryota, Metazoa, Chordata, Crocodylia, Gavialidae. Gene Ontology annotation, molecular function: tRNA (N(6)-L-threonylcarbamoyladenosine(37)-C(2))-methylthiotransferase activity; 4 iron, 4 sulfur cluster binding. Gene Ontology annotation, cellular component: endoplasmic reticulum. Bases 158 to 1894 code for a protein of 578 amino acids.
GUUUGUCCGCUCUGAAGCGCCGUCGCCGUGCUGUCACGUGAGCAGGGGGUAGAGCGGGCAUGAUGGCGGAGCCCAUCCAAGCCUGAGAGGCGCGAGUGCGGCAGAUUCAUUAAUCAGGAGGACUUAAAAGAACAUUUAUUGGAAAGACUUCUCAAAGAUGCCUGCUGCCUGUGAUUCGCUGCUUGAAGACAUUGAAGAUAUUGUGUCAGCAGAAGAUCUGAAACCACAUGACCGACAGUUUGUAAGAAAAAGUGUUGUUCCUAAAGUGAGAAAACGCAACUCGCAAAAGAAUGUUCAGGCAGAUGACGAUCCCCCAAGCGACAGCAUUAUUCCUGGUGUACAGAAAAUCUGGAUACGUACGUGGGGUUGCUCUCAUAACAAUUCAGAUGGAGAAUAUAUGGCUGGACAGUUGGCUGCUUACGGAUACAAAAUUACAGAGAACUCCACAGAAGCAGACUUAUGGCUGCUGAACAGUUGCACGGUAAAAAGCCCAGCUGAAGACCACUUCAGAAACUCAAUUAAGAAAGCCCAAGAAGAAAACAAGAAAGUGGUUUUAGCUGGAUGUGUCCCACAAGCCCAACCUCGUCAAGACUACCUAAAAGGCCUAAGCAUCAUAGGGGUUCAACAAAUAGAUCAUGUAGCACAAGUUGUGGAGGAAACUAUUAAAGGUCAUUCUGUGAGACUCUUGGGUCAGAAAAAGGAUAAUGGAAAACGGUUGGGGGGAGCGCGAUUGGAUUUGCCAAAGAUUAGGAAGAACCCGCUGAUAGAAAUCAUUUCCAUCAAUACAGGAUGUCUAAAUUCAUGUACAUAUUGUAAAACGAAGCAUGCCCGAGGAGACCUAGCAAGUUAUCCAAUUGAAGAGCUAGUGGACAGAGCCAAACAGUCUUUUCAAGAGGGUGUUUGUGAGAUAUGGCUGACCAGUGAAGACACAGGGGCUUAUGGCAGAGACAUUGGCACAGAUCUCCCUACACUUCUGUGGAAGCUGGUUGAGGUUAUCCCUGAGGGAGCUAUGUUGAGACUUGGCAUGACAAACCCCCCCUAUAUUUUGGAGCAUCUGGAGGAAAUGGCAAAGAUUCUCAAUCAUCCGAGAGUCUAUGCUUUCCUCCACAUACCAGUUCAAUCUGCUUCUGACAGCGUGCUCAUGGACAUGAAAAGAGAAUACUGUGUGGCAGACUUCAAACGGGUAGUGGACUUCCUUAAAGAAAAAGUGCCUGGAAUAACAAUUGCUACAGACAUCAUCUGUGGUUUCCCUGGGGAGACUGAUGAAGAUUUUCAAGAAACAAUGAAACUUGUAGAAGAGUACAGGUUUCCAAGCCUCUUUAUUAAUCAGUUUUACCCACGACCAGGAACCCCUGCUGCAAAAAUGCAUCAACUUCCAGCCUUAGUGAAAAAGCAAAGAACAAAGGAUCUAUCCCAGCUGUUUCAUUCAUACCAUCCUUAUGAUCACAAGGUUGGCGAGAGGCAGAGAGUUCUGGUAACAGAAGAAUCUUUUGAUUCCAAGUUUUAUGUUGCUCACAAUCGAUUCUAUGAGCAGGUUCUUGUGCCAAAGGAUCCUGGAUUUGUAGGUAAAAUGGUAGAAGUGGACAUUUAUGAAGCAGGAAAACAUUUUAUGAAAGGGCAGCCAGUGUCAGAUGCCAAAGUGUAUACCCCAUCCCUCACCAAACCGUUCGCAAAAGGAGAGGUUUCUGGUGUAACAGAGGAGCUUAGACAUGCACUGAAGAAUGGCACAAAUUUGAAAACAUGCCCUUCUGUUGGGACUCAAGAAAAAACAUCAUUGUGCUGCAGGAUGGUGAUGCAAAUUCCAUGGCAACAAAGAGGACGUGGACUAAAGAUACUGUCUAUGAGCCUGGCUUUACUGGCAGUCCUUGUUACGUUUUACUAUGGAGGUGUAUAAGUAGACACUGAACUGAAUGAUGCUUUUAUAAGGAAAACUAUAUUGCUGAUUAAAAUCUUCAAAAGAAAUGUAUGUAAAAAUGUGUCUUAAACUUUUAUAAAUUGGGCAAUAAUUUCUACUUUCCCUUUGCCCUUCCUUUCAUCUGCAGCUGGAGUCAGGUUCAUCCUGCCAUUAUUUGAGUUUUUUGGUGGUUGUAGCAAAAACAAGGUAGUGGUUUCUCAUCUCCGCCUUUUCCUCUUCUAGAUUGUAUUUCAUUUUAAAAAGAGAGAGCCAUUUGCAUCUAUUAUAUUUUUUGUAUCUGCUGAAAUAAAAAAGUGUGUAAGAAAUCAA